AUGUCGGCUGAUUCUGAUAUGGAAUAUUCGGACAAUGAUGGUGACGAAUAUGAUUACUACGGCGAAAUAGAUGAUUGCGAUAUGGAAACAGUCGACCAGAGCAAGACUGAUCCUGAAUAUUUCCUGUUUUCUUGUUUAAGGGUUGAAGAAGUUGAGAAACUCUUAAAUGAAUCCAUUGAACUUCUUAGUAACAACCUUCAAAUAACGCCUUCACUAGCUAAGGUGAUAUUGCACGCAUAUGAGUGGAAUGCGCAAGAAAUAAUAAAUAGAUAUAAGGAAAAUGCAAAUGAAGUUCUAAUCUUUAGUCGAGUAAAACCCUGUGUACCUACAGCACCAGGCACUUCUACUCGUACGCACUGUGCAGUGUGUGCUAAUAUGCCUCCUUUACAAAGCUUUAGUGCUUUGACUUGUGGACAUUCCUUUUGCAAUGAUUGUUGGUCAAUGCACUUUGAAGUACAAAUAAUGCAAGGAGUAUCUAACACAAUACAAUGCAUGGCCCAGGAAUGUGAAGUAAGAGCUCCUGAAGACUUUGUGCUAUCCCAUGUAACAAAACCAUCAUUGAGAGAACGUUAUCAGCAGUUUAUGUUUAAGGACCAUGUAAAAUCACACCCACAGUUAAGAUUUUGCCCAGGUCCAAAUUGUCAGUGGAUAUUUCGAGCUUGGGUGCGACAAGGUCCUCGUCGUGUGGAAUGCAAAGGUUGUGAAUUGUUGACAUGUUUCUCUUGUGGGGCACCACACCAUGCGCCAACUGACUGUGCAACUAUCCGUCUCUGGCUCACAAAAUGUGCUGAUGACUCCGAGACAGUGAAUUAUAUAAGUGCUAACACAAAGGAUUGCCCUAAAUGUCAAAUAUGCAUUGAAAAAAAUGGAGGCUGCAACCAUAUGCAGUGUGGAUCAUGUAGACAUGACUUUUGCUGGGUCUGUUUGGGUGAUUGGAAAUGUCACGGAUCUGAAUACUAUGAGUGCAGUCGUUAUAAGGAAGAUCCUAAUUUAGCUAGUGAUAGUCAGCAUGCACAGGCCAGAGAAGCACUAAAAAAAUAUCUACAUUACUAUGAGAGGUGGGAAAACCAUGCAAGAUCAUUAAAAUUAGAGGAGCAAACCUUGGCCAGCUUAAAAAGUCGCAUUAAUCAAAAGGUCAUGGCUGGAGAAGGCACUUGGAUAGAUUGGCAAUAUUUAUGGGACUCUGCUAAGUUGUUAAAGAGGUGCCGUUACACUCUACAAUAUACAUAUCCAUUUGCCUAUUAUAUGGACAAUGGACCGAGGAAAGAGCUCUUUGAAUAUCAACAGGCUCAAUUGGAAGCUGAAAUCGAAAAUCUCUCAUGGAAAGUUGAACGUGCUGAGACCACGGAUAGAGGCGAUUUAGAAAACCAAAUGGAUAUAGCUGAAAAGAGACGUACAACAUUGCUCAAGGACUUCCUAGAUAUACAUAUAAACAAUGCCUCUAGUAGCAAAAUAUAA
This is a messenger RNA of Leptosia nina, 1458 nucleotides long. The record is from the annotation of a GenBank genome assembly. Lineage: Eukaryota; Metazoa; Arthropoda; Insecta; Lepidoptera; Pieridae.